Messenger RNA from Pisolithus orientalis, 1032 nucleotides. Its product is annotated as Isy1-like splicing factor. Bases 1 to 1032 code for a protein of 343 amino acids. The transcript has 4 exons. The record is from RefSeq and is a predicted model, not a curated record. Lineage: Eukaryota; Fungi; Basidiomycota; Agaricomycetes; Boletales; Pisolithaceae. Gene Ontology annotation, biological process: mRNA 3'-splice site recognition; generation of catalytic spliceosome for second transesterification step. Gene Ontology annotation, cellular component: post-mRNA release spliceosomal complex; catalytic step 2 spliceosome; Prp19 complex.
AUGCUCUACCGAUUCCGCGAGGCGCAAGCCGCCGAACUCGGUCUCGGUACGCGGGCAGACAGGCGGCCUAAAAUGGCGAGUGCGUGCAAGAGCUUGCGAGAGUGCGAACGAUGGCGGGGAGAAAUUUUGAGGGAGAUAAGCCGGAAGGUAUCCAAAAUACAAGAUUCCGGGUUGACGGAUUACGAAGUGCGAGAUCUGAACGACGAAAUCAACAAGUUAUUGAGGGAAAAGAGGCAUUGGGAAAAUCAAAUUAUUGCGCUGGGAGGCGCGAACUACAGGAGAAAUGUUGCGAUGCUAGAUGACGAUGGGAAGGAAGUACCGGGGACAAAAGGAUACAAAUACUUUGGCCGUGCGAAAGACCUUCCCGGCGUCCGUGAACUCUUCCAAAGCAGGAAAAAGGAAGAGGAAGAAGAAAGUGCUGCGUUUACUUAUUACAAGAAGUUCAUGAACCAGGGACCGGCGUACUAUGGCGACUUGGAUGAGACACAAGGUGUAGAUGGGGUAUUGGCAUAUGAGCAGAAGGUUGAGGAGACAGAAUGGAAAGAAGCGUACAAACGCGUACGAGAUACUUUGGGUCUCCCGCCCAAUGAACCGAUACCAGAAAUGCCACGUAGCGCCUCUGCGUCGACACAAAACCAGCCGUUAACACUUUCACCACAGCCAAACCCCUCGUCCCCACAAGCAAAACGGAAAACGUCCGACGGUGCAGAUACAGAUGCAGGGGUAGACGCUGGUGACCUAGGUACGAAAGGUACGGAGGGAACGCAAGCCAAGAGAUCCAAAACUGUCCCUUCAACGGUUUCCAUUGCCUCCAAUCCUACAUCUACGUCUGAUCCAGUGCAAGACACAAACAGAGCCCGCAUGGCGCUACACGCUCAGCUGGCUGCUUCGUACAUCCCGUUCCUCACCCCUGAAGCGCUGAUGCCGCCGACGUUGCCUACAAGAGCAGAAAUGGAAGAGGUGUUGCUGAAGUUGCGAAAGGAAGCGCUGGUACAGGAAUUUUUCGGUGCAGACCCGGAGGGUGUAGCGUGA